AUGGCUGGCCGCAAGACAUUGUUGGCGCCUAUUCACUUCAUUUUCAGCCUGCUGCAGAAGCGCAGUACGGUCUCGAUCUGGCUUUACGAGCAGCUUGCUUUCCGAAUUGAGGGAAAGAUUCGGGGUUUCGAUGAAUUCAUGAACUUGGUUAUCGACGAUGCAGUGGAGGUCCGUCAAGCUACACAGACAGAGUCGGAAAAGCGCAGGCCGCUGGGCCAGAUCCUCCUCAAGGGUGACAAUGUCUCCCUUAUCCAAGCCGUUUAA
Molecule: messenger RNA, 264 nt
Organism: Penicillium malachiteum
Lineage: Eukaryota; Fungi; Ascomycota; Eurotiomycetes; Eurotiales; Aspergillaceae
Product: small nuclear ribonucleoprotein E
Exons: 3
Coding region: 1-264 (87 amino acids)
Biological process (GO): mRNA splicing, via spliceosome; spliceosomal snRNP assembly
Cellular component (GO): U4/U6 x U5 tri-snRNP complex; U1 snRNP; U2 snRNP
Molecular function (GO): RNA binding
Source: RefSeq, a predicted model, not a curated record